AUGGCCGGUCCCUCGUCACCCAUGACCCCAGCUCCCUUAAAGCGAAAAAGAAGCCAUGAAGAAAGCGACACUGACAUAGGCCGCGGUUCGCCUGCCUCGAACGCGUCCCUGCAAAACUCCGCCGAACAAACAGUUACACCAUCGACCAUCUCUACCCAUCCUCCCCAGGAUUGCGACUUACAGGAGGCCGGAUCCACCAAAAGCACAGUCACCAAAAAGCCAGCCAAAGGAAAGACAGCCUCGAAACCACGCAAACCCGCGAAACGAACACCCUCAGCACCAGUGCCAGAAGCCUUCAAACGUCUCUCACAAAUCCAUCGCGCCCUUAAUCUCGUUUACACAUUCUGCUGCACGCGAAAGCAGUUCGCCACUACAUUUGAUAACAUCAAGAAAGCUGUACAAGCGCAGAUUGGUCCAGAGCGAGAGCUUACGAUCGAGGAUGUGGCACGCGUGAAAGUAAUCGUUCCGGGUGCGGUGCGAUUCGAGUACGUGGACGAAGCGAAGUUGGAAGUAAUGACUGUCGGAGACCAGGAAAUAUCUCAAUAUGGGCUACACAAGCGAUCUAGCCUGGCACAUGCAGCUGACAUGGAGGAUGACGGUGAUAAUGCCGGUGGCGAUCUAGCUGAUACAGACGGUACAAAGCAUGUGCUGCUAUUUGAGUUUGUGGAUGGCGAUUUGAAGCGGGAAGUGAUUCAUCCGAAGACUGGGGAGCCUACGAAACCGACGCGGCGUAUGAGAGACGAGGAUUUGAAAAUGCCGGUUUACAGUCAGAAACAGAUGCUGCGGUCUAUUGAGAAGCGGAACGCUAAAUUUGCAGAUGCGCUUGACGUCUUUCUGGUCCAAUGCGAGGACAAUCGUGUUGAUCCGGUUGAGUCUCUCGAGCAAGCGAAGGAUGCUUUCUUGCCUACUCCCCCCAGCAGUGGGGUGAAUACCCCUGCGCAUGUGGCGAGGCCGCCCGCGACGAUUCCCAAGGAGCGAAAGUCCAUUGGGGAAAUCGUUGCGGAGAUCCGGGAGAUGAAUUGGUAUUAUGCGCAGAUUGUGCCGGAAGGCCACCGUGUAUUCGAAGCCCAGUCUCCCGUUUACGGUGAUUUGACGUUCCAGCUUUCGCAGGAUCUGGUGAAUGCUCUGUAUAAUACGAGGAACAUCACGCAGAUGUAUUCGCACCAAGCAGAGGCAAUCAACUACUUGUACGAGGGCCACAAUGUGAUUGUGUCGACGUCGACGAGCUCUGGAAAAUCGCUCAUUUAUCAAGUCCCCAUGUUGCAUGAGCUAGAGAAGGAUCCGGACAGCCGGGGGAUGUAUAUCUUUCCCACCAAGGCUCUGGCACAGGAUCAGAGGCGCAGCAUGAUGGACCUACUGCAGUAUAUGAAUGGGCUGCAACACACCAUGGUUGAAACCUUUGACGGGGACACCCCGAUGAGCAGCCGGAACAUGAUUCGUGACGAGGCGCGGAUCAUCUUCACCAACCCUGACAUGCUUCAUAUCACGAUUCUGCCACAGGAAGGGGCCUGGCGCACUUUUCUGAAGAAUUUGAAGUUUGUCGUUGUCGACGAACUGCACGUCUACAACGGACUAUUUGGUUCCCAUGUCGCUUUCAUCAUGCGACGACUUCGCCGGAUCUGUGCUGCUGUGGGUAAUCGCCAUGUCAAGUUCAUAUCUUGUUCUGCUACUGUUGCAAACCCAGAAGCUCACAUGAAGUCUAUCUUUGGCAUCGAAGACGUGAAGCUCAUCGAUUUCGACGGGUCACCCUCUGGUCGCAAGGAGUUUAUCUGCUGGAAUACGCCAUUCAAAGACCCCAAGGAUCCAACCUCCGGACGAGCAGACACUGUCACCGAGACCGCCAGGCUGUUCUGCCAGCUGAUCCUCAGAGGCGUCCGAGUCAUCGCCUUCUGCCGCAUUAGAACGCUAUGUGAGAUCCUCCUACAAGCAGUGCGAGCGGAGUUCGACAGACUUGAACGAACCGAGAUCGGCAAACUCGUAAUGGGUUACCGAGGCGGAUACAGCCCUCAAGACCGCCGCCAAAUCGAAAAGGAAAUGUUCGAGGGAAAAUUGAUGGGAAUCGUCGCAACCAGCGCCCUGGAAUUAGGUGUCGACAUCGGCUCCCUGGACGCAGUCAUCACCAUGGGCUUCCCUUACUCGAUCUCCAAUCUCCGACAACAAAGCGGCCGCGCCGGACGCCGCAACAAAGACUCCCUCUCCGUACUAGUCGGCGACCGAUACCCAACAGACCAGCACUACAUGCAGAAUCCGGACGAGAUCUUCACACGCCCGAACUGCGAACUCCAAAUAGACCUAACAAACGAGCUCAUCCUCGAAGGCCACGUCCAAUGCGCCGCCUUCGAGAUGCCCAUCCGCCCAGAAGAAGAUAGCAUCUACUUCGGGCCCCAGCUUCUCGCCCUCGCCCCGACCCGCCUAGAAAAGGACCCCAUAGGCUUCUACCACUGCCACCCGCGCUUCCGCCCACAGCCGUCCCGCUGCGUCUCAAUCCGCGACACAGAAGACCAACACUUCGCCGUAAUCGACACAACCAAUGACCGCAACAUCGUCCUCGAAGAAGUCGAGCUCUCGCGCGCUUUCUUCACCAUCUACGAAGGCGGCAUCUUCCUCCACCAAGGCACAAGUUACCUCGUCAAAGAAUUAAACCCCGACUCCCGUCUUGCUCGCGUCAUCCGCGUCCACGUAGACUGGUCAACCAAGCAACGCGAUUACACAGAUAUCGACCCCGUAGAAACAGAGGCCAUGCGAAGCGUCGGCAGCGACCCAUCCGCCACCCACGCCUUCUUCGGCACGAUCAAAAUCCACGCCGUCGUCUACGGCUUCUUCAAAGUCGAUAAGCGAGGUCGUGUCCUAGACGCUGUAACAGUCGAUAACCCGCCCAUCGACCGGUUGACGCGCGGUAUGUGGCUCGAUGUCCCCACGCGCGCAAUCGAUAUCCUGCAAUCCCAUAGACUGAAUGUCGCCGCUGCUAUCCACGCAGCCGAACACGCUGUGCUUUCUCUGCUGCCUUCGUUUGUCGUCUCGUCGCCUGGGGAUGUUCGGACAGAAUGCAAGGUCGCGAAGAAAGAGCUCGGUCGACCGCUGCGUCGGGCGAAUAAUAUACCUCCUGGGUUUGAAGAGAAGCUUAAGCCGCCUUCACGGCAGAGGCCUGCGAGACUGACCUUCUACGAUGCGAAGGGGGGUUCGUGUGGCUCGGGCAUUGCGAGCAAGGCGUUUGAGUUUAUUGAGUUGCUGCUGAGACGUGCGGUUGCGCGUAUCGAGGCUUGCUCUUGUCUUUCGCCGCAGGGGUGUGUGGAGUGUGUUUGUGAUGAGCGGUGUAAGGAGAUGAAUGUUGUUAUGAGUAAGGCUGGUGCUGGGGUUAUACUGCGGUGUUUGCUGGGGUGGGAGAUUGAUGUUGAUUCCUUGCCGUGGGGCGAGGAUGUUGAGGGCGACAGUGAGAUGGUUGGAGAGCUGGCUGGUGGACUGGAGACUGUUGUCAGGGCUGAGGAGGUGCCUUGGAAGGCUGGGUGUCGGGGUGGUCGUUGA
Messenger RNA from Penicillium bovifimosum, 3522 nucleotides. RefSeq names its product ATP-dependent 3'-5' DNA helicase. NCBI's taxonomy places the organism in Eukaryota, Fungi, Ascomycota, Eurotiomycetes, Eurotiales, Aspergillaceae. The transcript has a single exon. Gene Ontology annotation, molecular function: ATP binding; nucleic acid binding. The coding region runs from base 1 to 3522 and encodes 1173 amino acids. The record is from RefSeq and is a predicted model, not a curated record.